AUGCGUCUCAUUCAACUCCCACUCGUGCUGCUUCUCAGUAGCUUCGUCUCAGCUGCAGCGAUCCCCUCCUCCCCGCACAGCGUCGUCACACCAGAAUGGUCAUCCCCGGAGACCGCCUCCUCUCCAUCAUUAGAUGACGCCAACUCCGGGCACCUUGCCAAACGAAGACCCUAUUACUUCCCUGAGACCGUCCCAGAUGAAGAAGAAAUCGCUGCCCGACUCUCCGCUCUUCGUGAGGCUGGCUACCUGCCAGACACGCAAACCCUGCAAGGACAUGAUCAAAAGUCAAUCGGAACUCCGGAUGCAGCGAUCGACAUGGACCCGAGUAGUGCACGGCCAUCACCCACUCAGGAGCCCCCCCUCCGCGCUAUCCGAACGAGACACUCCACGCUUCAGCUGGGCAGAUACCAUUCCUGGUCUAUUUCCAGCCGCCUGGUUCUUUGUCUUCGCCUCCGUUGUUGUCUGUAUCGUGACUGUGAUCAGGGGACUAAACGAUAA
Messenger RNA from Penicillium manginii, 498 nucleotides. RefSeq lists its product as uncharacterized. The transcript has a single exon. The record is from RefSeq and is a predicted model, not a curated record. Bases 1 to 498 code for a protein of 165 amino acids. Lineage: Eukaryota; Fungi; Ascomycota; Eurotiomycetes; Eurotiales; Aspergillaceae.